This is a messenger RNA of Haplochromis burtoni (Burton's mouthbrooder), 5176 nucleotides long. It is a transcript of the gene ctbp2l, whose product is annotated as C-terminal binding protein 2, like. Gene Ontology annotation, molecular function: NAD binding; oxidoreductase activity, acting on the CH-OH group of donors, NAD or NADP as acceptor; transcription corepressor activity. The transcript has 9 exons. Lineage: Eukaryota; Metazoa; Chordata; Actinopteri; Cichliformes; Cichlidae. The coding region runs from base 2267 to 3586 and encodes 439 amino acids. The record is from RefSeq and is a predicted model, not a curated record.
AUUGCUGAAUAACCUUUUUUUUUGUAAGUUGGUAAUAAUUUUCUUCUGUAUAUUAGUUCUACAUAUUUUGACAUGGAUUUUGGCAUACUAGGAAAAAAAUCACACUGACAGUGUUUUUGAAUGGAGGAGUAGCAUGCAAGCUGCAUCUGACAAGUUAAGUAGCUUUGCUCGGAGGGGUCUUCUUUUUUGAAUUACGCAACUAUUUAUACAUGUAUUGCAAGAGAGUUGUGUCAUUUGCCAGAGGGGAUCCUGUCUCAUCAUCAAGUUGAAAUAUUUCUUUUGAGCAGCACUGCUUUUAUUGAGGUCAACAUUUUUUCCAUCUAUUUCUUUUUAAAAUUGUUGGUCAGAAUUAUUUUCAGGCACGAAUGUGCUUUUGGAGUGGUUUGCAGCUCCGUUUUGCUUUUCAAGGUUGCCUGCACUUGAUUUGGUGAAGUUAGAAAGCACAUUUUAAACACUUUUGAUUAUUUAAGUGUAAGAUAUUAGACAGAGUGAGUUAAGUGACAGAAUUGCAUCAAUGUUAAGCUUGUCUUAUAUGUAAAAGUUUAUUUCCUUGAUACAGAGCUACUGUCAUUCUAUUUUACGCUGCACUCUCUCCUAAUCUGGGGCUUAACCGCCUCAAAUCCAAUUACACUAAUUGGAUGUAUAUUUGCGUCGACUAUAGGAGGUAACUGUUUUUUAUAGACUCCACGCUUCCACUCAAAUCCUGCUUCCAGUGCAGCGCAACUAAAAGAGUGUUUCUUUUGUUAUAAACUCAAAUUUAACUAAUAUAUUGAGUUUAUUAAGUAAAUGUCCACUGAUCUGCAUUGUACACGUUUUCCAACAUGUUCCAAGAAGCAGUAUACAGUUUAGAUUGUAAAAUCACUGCUAAUAAACACCAGUUGAUGUUCACUUUGAAAUUUCAUUAUAGCUUUUUUCAUAGUGACAGAGCCAUUAAGGAAAUAACUACUAAAUUAAUAUGUUUUUGGAGCUUUCCUAAGUGUGCUUUUAUAUUUAGAUCUGCGGAAAUACAGUUAUUAAUGGGCCUCAAACAAGGCUAACACAAGUAGUGAGGUAGCGUUUUAUGUCCAGAUACUGCAAGUGAAUUCUCCAAUGAGGCAUCAUCUCAGCUUAUUUUGAUUUCUCCUUCUAACUAGUUGAUAUAUUUCCCGGCUGAUGAGAGCUGAUGAGCUUAGGGAGGAAUUAAAUCUUUUAACCUUGUUUGAGGCCGUGUAACCCUGUAUCUUGCCGGCCUCUCUAAUGGGUCUGUGGGCCGCUGCACUUGUUAUAGAGUAAUGACUUUUAUGAAGUGGCUUCCCUUCAUGUGUUGUCAAGGAAAUAAGAAGCGAGGUGUGAGAAUCAGAAGAGGGAGAAGGAGAUGUGGGAUAGGCAGGAGGGUUCCUCUCGCAGUUUCGCGGAAAUGUACGCGUCUCUCCAAGGUCACGGCGACGGCCGAACGUACCCAUAACACUUUUAGCAAACAAACUCAUUUGCAUGGUGCUGACAUUUGUUGCUUCACUAACUUCAUCUGAUAAUGGGCGGCCCUUGCUGCUGAUCGGAAAGCGUACUUCUUAAUUGUGUGUUGCCAGGCAACAUAGGUUUCAGUGGUAAUCAGAGGCAGAUAAUCUUCACAUUUAAGGAAACGGGAAAGUGGAGCUCCGCAUUCAGUGUUACACAUUUAGUUUUUUUUACACGUGUUACUUUUUUGCAGAGAUAAUUGAGUGAAAACAAUAAGACUGUGUAGGCCACUAAAUGAAAUCAUUUCUUUUACCCACCCGCUCCCCCUGAGCAGUGUACAUCUCAAGAAAUUGCUAGUCAUUUUUCUGCAGAGGCGCUUGUAUAUCUGUGAAGAGCCUCUCGCAUUACAUGCAUGGCGUUUUAUGUUAAAACAUGCAUAUUGAUGAAAAGUUGACAUGUAAUUCCUUUUACACGUCCUGAAUAAAUCCUCCCAAUACAAAGCACGGUCCUUUUCAUCGUCUCACAUUAAAGUGGACGUUUACACAUAGCGUCAAGGCAUCUACAUUAUCAUACCAUUAAAUUCAAAUUUAUUCUCCAAGGAGAGUUGUAAAAACAAAGACGUGAGCAGAAGUGAAAUCGGUGCUUUCUUAAAAUAUUUAAGUAGAUGUAGGUGCAGGUGGGAGGGCCCUGCCUCCUCUCCGCUGGGCGCUGUCUUGGUUGGCUAAAGCUGUAAGUAGUGUUAAUAAUGGCAUUAAACGGUUGAGUCAAGCUCUGUUGCACCAUUUCCUUCAACCUUAAGUAGGGAGAGGGCCUCGAAGCACUUGCAUUGGCCAUGGAGUUGUCCGUCAGUGGCAUCCCACAGAGCGGCACAGGUAUUCGGCCUCAAAUCAUGAACGGGCCCAUGCAUCCCCGCCCGUUGGUGGCCCUGCUGGACGGGCGUGAUUGCACCGUGGAGAUGCCCAUCCUUAAAGACUUAGCAACCGUUGCCUUCUGUGAUGCUCAGUCCACGCAGGAGAUCCACGAGAAGGUGCUUAAUGAGGCAGUGGGUGCCAUGAUGUACCACACCAUCACCCUGACCAGAGAGGACCUGGAAAAGUUCAAAGCUCUACGCAUCAUCAUCCGCAUCGGCAGCGGCUACGACAACAUUGACAUAAAGGCUGCUGGAGAGCUGGGCAUCGCCGUGUGCAACAUUCCCUCGGCAGCUGUGGAGGAGACGGCAGACUCGACCUUGUGCCACAUCCUCAACCUUUACCGGCGGAACACCUGGCUCUACCAGGCUCUGCGGGAGGGCACGCGAGUCCAGAGUGUGGAGCAAAUCCGGGAGGUGGCAUCCGGUGCCGCCCGCAUACGUGGCGAAACCCUGGGUCUCAUCGGUUUUGGUCGUUCGGGCCAGGCGGUUGCAGUGCGAGCCAAGGUUUUCGGCUUCAACGUCAUCUUCUACGACCCCUAUCUGCAGGACGGCCUGGAGCGCUCGCUGGGCGUCCAGCGCGUCUACACCCUGCAAGACCUGCUCUACCAGAGCGACUGCGUCUCCCUGCACUGCAACCUGAACGAACACAACCAUCACCUCAUCAACGACUUCACCAUCAAACAGAUGCGUCAGGGUGCAUUCUUGGUCAAUACUGCACGGGGAGGUCUGGUGGAUGAGAAAGCUCUGGCCCAGGCGUUAAAGGAGGGAAGGAUACGCGGAGCUGCCUUAGACGUCCAUGAGACCGAGCCCUUCAGUUUUGCUCAGGGCCCACUGAAAGAUGCUCCAAACCUGAUCUGCACGCCACACACAGCCUGGUACAGCGAGCAGGCCUCACUGGAAAUGAGGGAGGCCGCAGCUACCGAGAUCCGAAGAGCCAUCACCGGCCGUAUCCCUGACAGCCUACGAAACUGCGUCAACAAGGAGUUCUUUGUCACUACGGCACCGUGGGCGGUCAUGGAUCAGCCAGGCGUUCACCCUGAGCAUAAUGGCGCUGCCUACAGAUACCCGCCAGGUGUGGUUGGAGUGGCUCCGGGCGGCAUCCCAGGGGCUUUAGAGGGCAUGGUGCCUGGUGGGGUGCCCAUCGCCCACACCUUGCCCUCUGGUACACACCCCUCCCAGGCCCCAUCGCCCAACCAGCCCUCUAAACACGGCGACACCAGAGAGCACCUCACCGAGCAAUAGCAGCAGAAAGGAUACAUACGGCAGCAUCUCAUCCGGCCUGUUGACACUCAGAAACAACCAAUCAAAGCAACUGACCAACUGGGACCAAGAGACAGUGAAACGACACAAGCGGCUGCCUGCUAAAAAUCCAGCCAGCAACUGGGAACAAAAGAAGUGUUCCGGGAAAUUUGUACUUUUAACCCUUUUAGUUUUUACUCUCUGUCUCUUUGGGUUCAGUUACCGACUUUACUCUUUGAUGAUGAUGUAUUUUUGUCUUUCUUUGGGACAUGCCUAUGAUUGUGGACACUGAGUCCAGUGUUUUUAGUGCUCCGGGAUUACCCGAUGAGACUCUGUUCAGCUGCCCCCACCGUACCACCCACCUCGGAGCUCAUGGGAAAUGUAAGCCCACUUCUAAACACACCAACUGAACAAGAGAAAAAAGAAAAAGAAAAAAAAGAAAGAAAAACCUUUGGCAUCAUACGUUACUGGAUCGUAUGACCCCUGACAGCGCUCCUAAUCUUCCCCGCCUCUUCUUCACCCAGCUCCAAUCCUCAUUAUGUAACAAGUGUGUGUUAUUUAGGCCCCCAAUUAUGCCUCAGAAGAGAAUUAUUAUUAAUAUUGUUUUUUUCUUUUUAUCAUCAGUGUGAAUGACUAAAAAUGGAUUAUCAGCUUAUAUAUAUUUAUCAAAUUAAAGAAAAAGAUUGCUCAUCAAUUAUAGUAAUCAAAAGUGGGCUUUAACCCUUUCCUGGCAGUGGUACAUUUGACACCUGUCACAGCUGGAGUUACAGCUUUUCACCACUAGAGGGCACUUGUACACAGUGUGAGAAUUUUUGAGUUUUAAGUGUCUCCAACUUACUAUUUUUUAAGGCAGUUGGUGAAAGCCAUUCAUUAAACACGUAAUUGCAGCUGAAGCUUUUGAAAAGAAGUUAUUUUGUACUUUUAGUUCCUAAAAGCUCAGCGAUGCAUCCAGUUCUCUCCAGAGAAGCGUCUGAUGGCUAACUAAUCAUAAUGGCAGUCUUGUUAGACAUGGUGACCCAGUCCCUUCUGUGAGCACAUUUCACACUGAAGACAGGAAAGGGUUAAAUUCAGCAUGGUUUCUUAAUGACUCAGGAAUAACACUUUUUUUUGCAGAUAUUGUUUCUCCUCCCGCCCCUCCCCCCCGCAAAAUAAUUGUCUAUAAAAGGAAAAAAAGAAAACAAAGACUGAUCUGGUUCGUCUGAAUAUUGAAUAUUUCUCUCCAUCAUCCUCUCCAUCGUGGUAUUUUUAUAAAAAGGACACGUUCACACAUUUUUUUGGUGUUAAAGAGUUUUGAGGAGUCCUGUUAGAUUCGUAUUGCCUAGUUAAAUGUUCCUAUAACCAUAGUCCUAUGUGAUCCCCCCUCUCUACCUGCUCCUUAAUAUUUCCUUUGUUCUAAUGAAGGCCAGGUUCUUUGGGGCAUCCUUUCUCUGUAAGAGCAAUAGCUGAAACUCUUAUUUAGUGUCCCAACAAUAGCAGAAGAGGCAGCCAGCAGUAUGUUUUUGUUUUUAGUGUGAGUAUUUGUAUUUGUUUCUUGUACAAGGUGAACAUUUAGCAUUCAGUGCAGUUCAAAUAAAAAAAAGAAAAAAAAAAAAA